This is a messenger RNA of Anoplopoma fimbria (sablefish), 1054 nucleotides long. RefSeq lists its product as uncharacterized. The transcript has 5 exons. Lineage: Eukaryota; Metazoa; Chordata; Actinopteri; Perciformes; Anoplopomatidae. The record is from RefSeq and is a predicted model, not a curated record. Bases 57 to 674 code for a protein of 205 amino acids.
CUACUUAUAGUAGUAACAGAUCAGACUGAAACGCAGUUGUAUUGCAUCAUCACAAAAUGCAUCUCCUUACACUGAUCUUUGGGAUUGUGCUUCUCACUAAAGCCCACACCCUAAAAUGUAAUCAGUGUGACAUUGGAAACCCAGGAAGCUGCGCAGUAAAAGAAUGCCCUUUGGCAGGUCAACGGUGUAGUGCAUUACGUUUAACUUCAUAUGCAGGUGGUUCAAAAAUUAUGGAUGUCACCACAAAAAGCUGUGUUAUGGCUGAAGAGUGCGUUGAGGCCUCUGUCAACUUCGGAAUCUCUCAAACCGUAAUUAAGAACGAGUGCUGCAACUCUGACUUCUGCAAUGACAAACUUUCCCCUGUGCCCAGCAAAACCGGUCCAAAUGGUAAAAAGUGCUUCCAAUGCAAUGGACAAGACUGCACUGCAACUCUUAACUGUGAGGGAACUCAGGACCACUGUCUCUCAGGCAAAGUGAAUACAGGAAGUGGAACAGUUACCUUGAAGGGUUGUGUCUCCAAGCUGCUGUGCUCACCUGGAAACCAAGACUUGACCAGAACAAUGGGUACAGAUAUGAGCUGUUGUCAGGGGGAUUACUGCAACAGUGCCAGCAUCAAAAGUGCUGGCAUUCUGCUCCUGGUGGCCCCGCUGUUCUCCUUGGUCGUGCUCUCUUAAAUGGUGGCGGUGGCAACAUAACCCCCAGCUUUUCUUUUCAUCUUUGCAAGGCUUCAUAGUGCUCAUACACCGAUGAGUAAGAAAGUUUAGCAGGCUAAAUAUUGAAAUAUAAUUUAGUAAAGUUGUGAUUUCAACUUGUCUCUUGCAUCAGCUAGUAUCUACCCAGCUUAUUUUCUUUUUUGCAUGUUGCCUUUACAAUAGCGACUUUUGCAUAGAAUGAUGAUCAAAAGUCUCUUUCUGGGAAGACAAUGUAAAACAUGAUGCACAACUUUUGUUAUGAGUGCUAUAUUGUUAACCUGAAACCUAUUUUUAAUUAAAAUGACCAAGAAUAUUUUGAUGUAAUUUAUUUAAAAGCUGAAUAAAUACAUUUCUCAAAUUUC